Molecule: messenger RNA, 1101 nt
Organism: Sparassis crispa
Lineage: Eukaryota; Fungi; Basidiomycota; Agaricomycetes; Polyporales; Sparassidaceae
Exons: 3
Coding region: 1-1101 (366 amino acids)
Cellular component (GO): nucleus; cytosol
Molecular function (GO): RNA 7-methylguanosine cap binding; mRNA binding
Source: RefSeq, a predicted model, not a curated record
AUGGAUACCUCUCCCGACGCUACAGACACGACAGCAGAGUUGCUUUCCUACGACGACGUCCCCUACUCGGAGCAGCUCCCCGCUCAACCCACCGCCGACCCAAGUCACCCGCAACUUGCUGAUCGCAUUGGCAAUACCAAAGUCUAUUUGUUGUCAGAGACGUCUGGGGCGAGGGUAGGAAAGCGUAAACACGGAAGCGAGGAGGAAGCUACGAAUGUGGAGGACGAUGUCUCUAUGGGUGAUGGUUCGCCCUACAGAGAAAAUGCCAUUCUAUUCCACGGGACUCCAAUAUCACAUCUACCGACCUCAAACAUCUUCGCGUAUGCUACCCACUUCGACGCGCACCCAAUGGCCCUUGAAUGGAUUGACGACACAACCUGCAUCCUCGUAUUUCCCUCAAAACCGUCAGCACGUCUCGCGCAUCGGCGUCUCGCCAAGUCUAUUGCAGAAGAGCCUUCUACACAGGACGGCUCUGUAACGGCGAAACCUUUUCCGGUCGCUUUAUGGCCACCGAGGGACAGAAUCAACAAGAGUCUAGGACAGAGCGAGGGACUAAAGGGAGCGAUCAGGAUGAGGUGGGCUACGACCGAAGACGUGAAGAAGAGAGGAGCCAAAAACAAAAGUGAAUUUUACAAGACAUAUGGGAGGGAGGGACACCCUGGAGGAGCUCGCGAAUCAGAGAGGGAAGAGGGGCAGCCGAGCAAGAGGAGGAAAAGCGACUACAAGGAGUCAGUUGAGAGGGCACAACUUGAUGACGACCUCGAUGCCUUCUUAGCCGAAGAGGAUGCUCCAUCUCCAGAACCACCUUCUCCUCCGUCAAAGAUGCGGUCCGACUAUAUUGGCAGCGACGGCAGGACUCUUCUGGAAAGGACGUCCAUGAUUCGAGCCCACCCCGAUACCUUGGCAUCGCGAAUUAUGGCGCCCCUACCACGUCGUGGUAGGUCACGGAGAGGGGGCCGAGAGCAGGAAGAGAGCGACAGUAGGAGCAGAGGCGAGCGGCUGGGAGAAGGUGACAGGAGAUCCCGUGGACGGAGACGAUCCCAGAAAACCGAGCAGGACCUAGACGAUGAGCUGGACGCAUUUCUUAAUGAGAAGGACUGA